GAGCAGAGACGGGCGGUGAGCAGAGACGCAGGUUCUGGUCAGGAUGGGCAGAGGCUACACUGUUGAGGAGUCUGUGGAGAAAUAUCUCACCAGCCUCUCAGCAGCUGCUGGAUCCUGCAAGACGGGACUUUUGAUUGGCCAGUGCUCAGCACAGAAGGACUUUGUGGUGCUGGCAGUGAAGACUCCUCACCGAGAGAGCGAAGGGGCCUCAGACAGCCGGAGAGUCUUAGGGCCGCUGGAUGAUAUUGAUGCAGAUUGGGUGGCUGAGCAUGCCAGGCAGGUUUCUCGGAUGUUACCUGGAGGCGUGAACGUCCUCGGCUUGUUUCUGAUCACCCCUCCUGAGCUCUCGAAAGAAGCACAAAACAAGCUGAAAGGGCUUAUCUUUGCUGUGGAUAAAUGCAUAUCUAAGAGCAGACUGUGGGAUCUGUCCGAGGAUGACGUGACUGAUCGCGUCACGCUGCAUAUCUGCUCCAAGACGAGGAAAGCUAUCUGCAAAACAUAUGACGUAAAAGACCCCAAGUGUUCAGCAAAACCAGCAGAUUGGAAGUAUUUGUCCUGCAUCUCGUCCUCCUGGCCUGUGCUCACCUGCUCUGUGAAAGUGGAUCUGCAGAUCCCAGUGACUGAGUCAUCAUCAGAGAAGUGUAUGAAGCAUGGACUCGGGAGGUGGGCUAAACAGAUUGAGGCUGGUCUUUGUCUCAUUAAUGGCAGACCUGCAUCAGACGACUCAGAGCUGCUGUCAGGAUCAAAAAAGAGCACGAAGAUGAGCCAGCAGGCGCUUCAGGUGCAGAUUCUGGUCACAGAGGAGGAUCCUGUUCAGAGGUGCAGUGCUGUGGUGCAGGCGAGCAGCGGGUCAGUGCAUGUGAGAGGGACCGUUCACUGCAGAGCAUACAUCCACACCAACAAGCCCAGAACCAGACACGCUGCUCAGGCUAUUAAGAGGGACGUAGUGAACACGGUAUCAAACCGAGUGGAGAUGCUUCUGGAGGAUCUGCAGAUGAAUGAAGGAGGUCCUGCCAGUGAGCAGCAGGAUCUUCCUCGGCGAGUGUUUGCCCCUCUGCCCGGCUCCGGCCUGACCGUAUGUGACUACAUGUUCCCGGACGAGACUGCCGCAGACGUAGCUGAGAGGCUCAAAGAGAUGCUGGACUGGGAAUCGGCCGAGGAGGACAUAGACACCAGUGUGGAGUCUCCAGCAUGUCGCUCUGCGUCUGUUUUGGAAGCUGAUGAAGGGCGUGAUGAUGGAGCCGCUCAGGAUGUGCCAAUAGAAUCCAUGACUGAACCAGUGAAGCAGCAGAAAACUUCACAGUACUAUGCUGGUGUGGCCGUGGCAGCUGCCGUCGCUCUCCUCGCCACAGCAACAUCCCUGCUCUAUCUAAACGAGUAACCAUGAGGAUGCUCACAAACAAGAAGCUGUUCAUUUCAAUUUAAUUUGGGCAGAAUCUCAGACAGCUCCCUGCUCCCUAUGUAGUGCACUACAUAGGUCAUGAAAUAAUGUGGCUGCUUACACAUCGCUGCUGUCGGAAGAAAUUUUUGUAUCUCCAUUUUUGAUGUUUUUCAGUUUUUUACAUAAUUUGAAAGUAGCUGUUGCCUAUUAGAUGGUGUGUAAAUUUCAUGGUGAAUGGACUCAAAGA
Molecule: messenger RNA, 1628 nt
Organism: Pygocentrus nattereri (red-bellied piranha)
Lineage: Eukaryota; Metazoa; Chordata; Actinopteri; Characiformes; Serrasalmidae
Gene: odr4
Product: odr-4 GPCR localization factor homolog
Exons: 14
Coding region: 44-1381 (445 amino acids)
Biological process (GO): intracellular protein localization
Cellular component (GO): endomembrane system
Source: RefSeq, a predicted model, not a curated record